This is a messenger RNA of Pseudoliparis swirei, 5222 nucleotides long. RefSeq names its product phosphatidylinositol 4-phosphate 5-kinase type-1 alpha-like. The record is from RefSeq and is a predicted model, not a curated record. The coding region runs from base 242 to 2065 and encodes 607 amino acids. Gene Ontology annotation, molecular function: phosphatidylinositol kinase activity. Gene Ontology annotation, biological process: phosphatidylinositol metabolic process. The transcript has 17 exons. Lineage: Eukaryota; Metazoa; Chordata; Actinopteri; Perciformes; Liparidae.
UUGUGCAUCUUGCGCUGGCUAGUGGAGCAUAACGCAAAACUGCUGCUUCCGCACUGCUUCCUUGUUUAUUUAGUUUUUAGAAAAACAGUGCCUUUAAAGUUAAUUUGUUCCUUCUCGGGGAACGGCGGGAACUACUCCACGACAUUUCCGAGUCCACACGGCCACUGGACGUGCUCGCGCACAGACAGACCCCGAUAACGUGUUUCACCACAACCCAGUUUGAGUUCAGGUUUCGGUCUGAAUGGCCACAGCUGCAGAGGAGCCUCCGGAGCUGCAGGGCCUCGCUGGUAACCUGCAGAGUCAGUUCUGGAGGAGACUGUCUUUCCUCAGAGGUAAAAAACGAGAUUCGAAUGGGACCCGAACAAAUGCUCCUCCCGAGAUUCCAAGCACCAGCAUGUCUCCGGCCAUGAAAAAGACUAUCGGCCAUCGUGGAAUUGACCCCACCGGGGAGACGACGUACAAGAAGACAACAUCUUCAGCCCUGCAAGGCGCUAUCCAGUUGGGCAUCGCGCACACGGUGGGCAGCUUAAGCCAGAAACCUGAGAGAGACGUGCUGCUGCAGGACUUUGAAGUAGUCGAGAGCAUCUUCUUUCCCAGUGAGGGCAGUAACCUGACACCAGCCCACCACUACGGAGACUUCAGGUUCAAGACGUACGCCCCGAUGGCCUUUCGGUACUUCAGAGAGAUGUUUGGAAUCCGGCCUGAUGACUACAUGUACUCGCUGUGUAAUUAUCUGCUGAUUGAGCUAUCAAACUCCGGGGCAAGUGGAUCUCUCUUCUACGUCUCCAGUGAUGAUGAGUUCAUCAUUAAGACAGUGCAGCACAAAGAGGCGGAGUUUCUGCAGAAACUGCUCCCAGGAUACUUCAUGAACCUCAACCAGAACAAACGGACCUUGUUACCAAAGUUUUAUGGACUCUACUGUGUCCAGGCGGCGGGUAAGAACAUCCGUAUCGUCGUCAUGAACAAUCUGCUCCCGAGCGCCGUACAAAUGCACCUCAAGUACGAUCUCAAGGGCUCCACCUACAAGCGGCGGGCCUCAGCUAAAGAGAGGGGAAAGUCUGUUCCCGCAUACAAGGACCUGGACUUCUUGCAGGACAUGCAUGAUGGGCUGUUAUUGGAGGGGGACAAGUAUAGUGCUGUUUGCAAGACCAUCCAGAGAGACUGCUUGCUUCUGCAAAGCUUUAAGAUUAUGGACUACAGCCUUCUGGUGGGAAUCCACAAUGUAAACCAAGCCUGUCGAGAGCAGGCCAGCAAAGAGUCGGUGGUCGGGGCUGUGGACCAACGGAGGCCGCAAGGUCAAAAGUCUCUGUACAGCACUGCUAUAGAGGCCAUCCAGGCUGAGGUGGGGAGCAUUGGAUCGCCGGAGACAGAGGACCAAACAGGAGGAAUCCCGGCACGAAACUCAAAAGGCGAGAGGCUGCUGCUGUAUAUCGGUAUCAUCGACAUUCUGCAGUCCUACAGACUAGUAAAGAAGCUUGAGCACUCGUGGAAAGCUCUGGUUCACGACGGGGACACCGUAUCGGUACACAGACCGAGUUUCUACGCAGAACGAUUUCAGAAGUUAAUGUGCAAUGCAGUCUUCAGGAAGAUCUUACUAAAGACUUCGCCGUCUAAGAAGCGGCGUGCAGUAACACAUGGUCCUUUGAGGAAGCCAGCUGGAGCAGGGCCUCUUCUUAUGACCCAAACAAGCGGCAACAGCCAGCACUCUUCCCUCCAACAUCAGAGCAGCUCUGAGACCAAAGAAGAACCUGAAGGGGACCCCGUCAUGCAGUCAGGUCGUCCUGACCUCCUCCCAAAGACUUUACCGCCCAGCAACGCUGUUGGCAACGCUGUUGGCAACACUACUGAAACCACCUUCUCCUCCUCCUCCUCGGGAAACCCUGGAUCUGUUCCCACAAGUCGGCCUCCAUCUCCCUCUCAGGAUGCCUACAAGCCAGCGGGAGUGGAUUUCAACUACACACUAAGCCAAGACCAGGAGCUCAGCUCCCUCAAGAAAGCUCAGUAUGACGAUAGUAUCAGUUCUGAGGAUGUGAUCUCACUCGGUGACAUUGUUUCUAAUGUGUAAAGGAAUGAACGUAUGAACUGAGACAAACUUGGAGGACGUCACGAGCAUGGAUGAAUUGUUACGACUCCCCUUGGUGUGAUUUGAGGUAAAGUUUACAGUGCAUCAGCGAAACCAAGUGGAACAUUAAACGUUGUUUUGCACUAUUCCAAAUCGAUGGUAUGUUAAUGAGUGGCUGUGUUCUGACACUAGUAAUUGCGGGUACAUUUAUGCUGUGGUUAUUGAACACUAUUAUUCAUCUCAUAGGAAUGCUUUGAUGCACAACCAGAUUGUUCUUGGCACCGAUGUGCUAAACUCAGCCAGCAUUUGAUGUUGAGUGUAACACGAGGACUUUGCCUUUUUUGCAACUGUCGGUAUUUAAGCGUUGCUUUUCAAAUAAAUGUUUUCUGUUUUAGAAUGAAUUCCUCAUUCGUGUUUAACCAAAUGCUGUAGCACGUCCUUGUGCAUACUCGUCUCUGUAAGUGUCUGUCCCACCCCCCAAAGGCCCACGCCGAGAGUAUGGUCCCUGCUACCUGAUUGUUGUCUUAACACAAAACCAUAUUAUUCGGGUUGGGAACACAGUUUUAAAUAAAACAUUUUUUUAAAGCAAUUACUGUAUACAUACUGAGUAAGCUGCCGUUUUUUAUAAGCCUGCUCUGAAUGAAGAUCUUGCUGGAGAAAAAGGUGAGCCAUAACUUAUUUAACCAACUAUUCUAAUAAUGGACUGUGAAUCCUAAAUGUCACCAUGUUCGGGUCAAAGGGUUAUAUUGAAAUUAUUUUUUUAUACGUACACUGUACAGUUUAAAAUCGGUUGCAGGUUGAUUGUGAAGACUGAUUUAUGUCUGAAUGUGAGCAAAGAACUGAUACUCAGUGACCUGGGGCUCGUGCAGCAAUACCAGUGAGUUAGUCAAUUUAAGUUGUAUUGCAUAUAAAAGAACCACUUUCACCUGAGCUCAAUAAACAUAAACACAUAACACUUGAACGUUAAGUAUGACAUGAUUACAAUUGUGGUACAAUUACUUUGUUUUUCAUUAUUAAUUCUGACAUUUUAAAUAGUAGAGGUUUGCAGUACAAGCCGGUGUCCCACUGUGGCUGUAAAAUGGAAUAGAAACGGUUCCUAAAAGAGCAUCAAACCGACUGCUUCACAGUAUUCCUAUUGGUUCAGCGCAGCCUCGCAGUAAUGACAUGUUCCAACACUGCAGCCAAGGAGAAGAUAAUGUGAUUUUCUAAGUAGGGAUAUUUGUAUAUAAUCAUAAAUAAUAGCAGAUCAUCUGCAUUGUUAGGUAAGCUAUAUAAAGCAUCUGAAACUGGCCUCCACCUAUAUCCAAUUGCAUAACCAGAACCAGACCUGCCUUCCAGUGCAAAGUGCACCACCUAAAGACUAAAAGUAACAGAAGCAGCAAUUUAGACCUGAAGAUGUCGUGGUUUGCAAGUGAUUGUAAGAAGAUUCUUGUUUGUUUGCUUUUGAAUGAUACUCGUAUGUGUGUGUUUUAAAUUUGUAACUACAUUAAGAGUUUUUCUUGAGUGUUGUCUGUCCUCUGUUCUCCUGAUUAAUAACAAGGAGAAAGAAAAUUAGGGAAGGAUGCAUUGGCCAAAAGAAAUUUAGCAAUAUUUUUUGGUAGGAGUUUUGGGUAAAUAUAUACAACUAUAAACAUACUGCAUUUUUAUUAUAUUUUUGUAUUACACUUCCACUGUUUGCAGUAGUCUACUGCUAAAAGUUAAAUACAAAUGUAUGAAUAUAAUAUAAUAUGCAUUCCUCAAAUUUGAGUACCGGUUAUCUACUUUUUUACCCUGUACUUAUGUCAACCAGAUAUUAUAUAGCUUUUUGUUUUCCUGUUCCUGCUAUUUAUCAAUGGGUUGUGGAUCAUGUAUUUCAUUACAUUCAUUGUUUACAGCAUACAUACUGUAUUCCUGAAUGAAUAGACAGUGGUGCAAUACAUUAAAGCAGCGGUCCCCAACCUUUUUUGAGCCACGGACCGGUUCCGUGUCAGAAAUUAUUUUCACGGACCGGCAAUAUAAAUGACGUAAUAAAUAUGACGUCAUACAAUUAUACGAAGGGCAUAAAGUGCCAAAACUACAACUCAUCAUGACGCCGAAUUAGUGUGAGCCGUGCGCUUGUUUACCUGCAACGAGCCGCUCAUGGAGACGGCGACACAGACGUGUGUUUGGUCCGCUGCUCCUAACCGAGUUCUGGUCGCUGCCAUUAGAACACCGGCAGAGUUGUUGUGUGAAAUGUCCCUUAAGGCCACCGUCAUUUGCAUCGCGAACACAUUUUCUUCUAGCUCGGACGGGCUCGAUUCACCGGAUGGGUUUGUUUACAAAUGGGUUGCAGGUCUAUUCUUUUGCAGUCGGGUCUUUUGUGGUUGGAGUACCGCUCAAACUCUUUUAAAAGCCUCUUCCACCCGGUCAACGUCUGAAACAUGUAGAAUAUUAUGCUGUUCACUCGCCCACACAGCAGCGACUUUAUCGGCCAACUUGAAAACAGUUGUCAUUUCCCUGAAGUGACAGAAUUCAUUGAGCAGGUUGAAUAUGUUUUAAGAUUCUUUGUCUUGGAUCCGGUCCUUUUUCAAAAUAAUAUAUUUUUCCGACUGAUAAAAAAAAAAAAUUACAACUUUUUUUAUUCACUUUUUUUCCGCGGCCCGGUUCCAACCAAGCCGUGGACCGGUAAAGGGGGGUUGGGGACCCCUGCAUUAAAGGACAUGACCAUUUUCCAACGAAUAGAAGAUAAUCAUGCAUCAUUUGGGUACUCAUGGUAUGUGGAGGUCUUUUAUUCUGCUGGCUGUGAUAUAUUAAACUGUCCUGCUCUAUUUUCAACUGAAACUGUCAUAUGGUAUAAACUUAAAAGCAAAAAUGCAGCCUAUGAACCAAACACGUACAUAGUCAUAUGUAUUAUAGUAUUUAUUUCUGUAUGUAUUGUUCUGGUGUCCAAAAUGUGUAUUAAUGGUGAGUUGAUUAAAAAUGUGACUUACUUUAUUUAGCACAACAAGCUUAGACUAUUCUUUAAUUUGAUUUGUAUAUCUAGUUAAUUGGUCUUGAAUUAUAUACAAUAAAUGUGCGCACAACAGUAUGCGAGAAUCACAAAAAUGCCUUUUCAGCAGAAUAUGUAUUUAAAGUUAUCUCUCGGUGAUUUUAUGUUUUUGUACACCUAUACCUGCCGUGAUUAAAUAAAAAAUACAUGUUG